UUAUCUCAUGCUUUUCUGACACAGACCCCAAGAUCUGUAAUUAUCUUAGAGAAACUGCUGAGUCUCUGACACUACUUUGUAGUUCCUUUGGCGUUUUUCCCCUCAUUGCUCUUUGAGGCUGGGAAGCUUGUGUGUGUGAGUGUGUGUGUGUGUGUGUGUGUGUGUGUGUGUUCCUCUAGCGUGCCAAAAAAAAAAAAAAAGUGCUGAAGAGUCCUAGGGAGAUGAGGCUAUUUUUGUUUGAAGCUGAUACUUUGCACUGAGCCACAAGUGCUGCUUGGAAAAGGGCUUAGGUUGUUUCCAGGGGAGAACUCUGCAUGAAAGAGGUGAAGUUCAUCAGGCAGCAAAGAAACAGCAGAAACAGCCCGUGAAACGAAGCGCCCUUAGUGUUACCUCAGAGCCCUCCACCAGAGUUCUCCAACCCUCACAUAGUCUGCAAAGUGCCAUUUGCCCGGACCUUCUCACCUGACGCCUCCUCUCUACGAGCGCCAUGACCGAGAUCACAGCUGAAGGAAACGCAUCCACAACCACCACUGUGAUAGACAGCAAAAAUGGAUCUGUGCCCAGGCCCCCCGGGAAGGUGCUGAAGAGGACUGUCACUGAGGACAUAGUGACCACGUUCAGCUCCCCCGCAGCCUGGCUGCUGGUCAUUGCCCUGAUCGUCACAUGGUCAGCUGUUGCUGUCGUCAUGUUUGACUUAGUGGAUUACAAAAACUUCUCAGCAAGUUCUAUUGCCAAGAUCGGAUCAGAUCCUUUAAAACUAGUCCACGACGCUGUUGAGGAAACCACAGACUGUAUCUAUGGCUUCUUUUCUCUGCUAUCUGACAUCAUCUCAUCUGAUGGCGAUGAAGAAGAGGAAGACGGGGAAGAGGACAUUGAUAAAGGAGAAAUAGAGGAGCCACCCUUGAAAAAAAAAGAAAUACACAAAGAGAAAACUGAAAAGCAGGAAAAGCCUGAAAGGAAAAUACAAACUAAAGACGACAAGAAAGCAAAGACUAAAGAGAAGACCGAGGAAAAGACGCAGAAGGAAGUGAAAGGUGUGAAGCAGGAGAAGGUGAAGCUGCCGGCCAAGGUGAAAGACGGGCAGAGAGCCUCCCCGAAGCCUCGGGAGAAGGGCGGCAGGGAGCCCGCCGCGCCCCAGCAGGAUCAGACAGAUCAGUAUGCAUUCUGUCGAUAUAUGAUUGACAUGUUUGUCCAUGGGGAUUUAAAACCAGGACAAAGCCCAGCCACACCCCCUCCCGCACCGGCGCUGCAGGCUCCCUCGCCCGCUCCUGCAGCACCCACUCCUGAAGGGUGCACGGAUGCAAUUCAUUUGUACACCCAGGCCUGUCACUUGUUUAUUGGGCAAUGCGGUACCUUGGGCAGAGCAGGCUUCCACGCUCUCCAUGAGGGUCCUGGCCUCCACAUCACCCACUCAAUCUCUUGGCUCCUGUGACUGAGAAUUACGUGAGGACACCUUCCUCUUGAUAUAGGAUUUCUUAGGUCUCUGCUCAGCCCUGUUCUCUGAGUCAUCUUGGUGGUCAUAAUGGUUAACUCAGAUGAGGAAGCUUGAACAGCGUGAUGUUUCUCACAACCGGGAGGGGAGAAAUCUAAACUCAGGGUCCCAGCUGGACCAGGUGCUGCAGAGGCUUCCUGCCUGUUGCCAUCUUACUAUCCCUGCUCUGGUGGACAGCAGGGCAAGCUGGGAGGUCUGCUUAGCAAAGUACCGGCUCCCUACUCAUGCGCUCAGCCAACCCUAAUCAGCCCCUUGUCUUCUCCGUGUCCCUCGCAGGGCAUGUGGAGGGUCAGCAUUCAACAUGCAAGUUUGUGGUGAGGAUGCAUUUA
This is a messenger RNA of Octodon degus (degu), 1821 nucleotides long. Its product is annotated as triadin. Gene Ontology annotation, molecular function: signaling receptor binding. The record is from RefSeq and is a predicted model, not a curated record. Gene Ontology annotation, cellular component: sarcoplasmic reticulum; membrane. The coding region runs from base 488 to 1432 and encodes 314 amino acids. The transcript has 9 exons. Lineage: Eukaryota; Metazoa; Chordata; Mammalia; Rodentia; Octodontidae.